CAUUCGCCUUCCGCGUCGGUGUUAUCGAUUCACCGGUGAAUUUCUCUUAUAUUUUCCGAUCAGUUUUCACCUGAAUCUCCAUCUUGUCGCCUCUAUAUUGUCGUGCCGUGAGUCUAACAGACUUGUGUGAGGUAUGGUGGGGAUGAGGUACUGUAUGUGUGGAAUUGAUGUUAUAUGAAUAUAUUUCUUCCCUGAUCACUUGACUCAUGUUUCCUGCCAAUCUCAUAAGUGUCUUAGCCCAUGGUAUGCCUAACCUUCUUGGCCAUAACUUAUCACUCGGGCUGUUGUAUACCCGUAAGUGUUGUCCAACCUUGUGAAAUAUAUUCAUAAUCUUACAAUUUUACUCAUCAGUGUUUAAGCAUCCUGGUGUCUUUAUUAUUUCAGCCUGAUGACAUGUCAUCUCGUUCUCAAACCUACUUGGCAUUUGAGGUGACAUAUUGUCAUCCUUUAGUUGGAUAUCUGGCAUCAUCUCUAGCGUGUUUGUGUAAAAGUCAAAAUGUUAUAUUUCUAACUUUGUAAAUGUCUUGUUUGAAAAGAGUUGAGAUUCAGAUUGGGGUUGGGUUGUCACUAGUUUGGUAUCUCAGAAUUUGGAGUCUUCUUAGAUGUUUGAGACUUCGAUGUUCUGGUGAUUGGCAUGUAAAUGCAUCAUUCUGAAAAUGCAGAUGGAUUGUGAAGCUAAUGAACAUCAACCCAAGCAAGAACGAUUAAGGACGAGGUGGACCGCAACUCUUGAUAAGAUCUUUGCAGACCUUGUAGUUGAGCAGAUUCAAUUGGGUAACAGGCCAAACAAUAUUUUUGACAAGAAAACAUGGAACCACAUACGCAAUGAAUUCAACAGACAGACGGAUCUUAACUUCAACAACAACCAAUUGAGGAAGCACUUGGAUGUUCUGCGUAUGCGAUACUAUAAUCUGAAGUCUUCUUUUGAUCAAAAUGACUUUGCUAUGGAUGAUUCUUGUUGCAUUGGGUUUGAUCUGUGGGAAGAGAUUGAGGUGCAACCUAAGCCUGAAACAAUCAAGGUCAAGGACUGUCCUAUUUACGAGCAACUAUGCACUAUUUUUGCGGAUUCGGGGGCUGACGGGAAAUAUGCCCAAUCAAGCCACUAUGAAGAGUUGAACAAUUGCAUUGGAAUGACUUCUGUAGGGUUAAUUCCAUGUCCAGAAAGUGGAAAUUCACAUCCUAAAACUCUGUCAUCAAGAUUUGUGCAAGAAAAUGCUUCUCCAUCAAAAAACAUAAGCAAGAAUACAGCAGAGAGAAAAAGAAAGUGCCCGCCAGAGACAGGCCCUAGUUCAGGUCAAAGCAGGAGAGACCAAGAAAUAAAUGAUGCUAUGUCAGAAGCCAUGUUAGAGAUGGUUGCUGCUUCAAGGUUGCGGGCAGUCACAAUGCCACAGAGUGAUGAAAGAUUCACAAUAACUAAUUGCAUUAGGGCAUUGGAUGAGAUAGAAGGCAUUGAUGACCGUAUCUAUUAUGCUGCUUUGGACCUCUUUGAGGACCCUAAUCUGAGGGAGACGUUCCUUUCCCUUAAGGACAACAAUAUACGGUUGACAUGGUUACAGGGAAAUUGUAGCUGUGCCGCCUCAUAAUUUAGGGGAAUGACAUCUUCUUUAUGUUUUCUUAUCUAGUUUAGAAAUCAUUCUUUACCUGCAUAAUUUUUGUUCUAGUAGAUCAGAUCGUAGUAUGACUCUAAUACUCAUGUAUAAAAUGUUUUGCUUAGCCAGAAGGAUUAUGUGUUUUUAGUAAAGGUAAGAUGAAGUAGCACAGAGUGGGAGGGUGCCCUCAUGUAUCUGUAGGUAUUACACUGAAGGUACUGAUUGCUGUAAAUCAAAUCCGUGACCAUGAAGAAAUUAGGUCUUAUUCUUUUUUUUAUGGUUACGAAGACACGGAUUCGUGUGUGUCCAUU
Messenger RNA from Ilex paraguariensis (yerba mate), 1900 nucleotides. The record is from the annotation of a GenBank genome assembly. NCBI's taxonomy places the organism in Eukaryota, Viridiplantae, Streptophyta, Magnoliopsida, Aquifoliales, Aquifoliaceae.